AUGACAGUCGAGCGUUGCCUAAGGCUCCGGCCAAAGGGUCUGGUCAUGCUGCACGUGGCCCGGGGGGUCUGGGGGUCCAGGGUCCGGGUCUGGCCCGCGCUCCUCGGGUCCUCCCGGGCCCUGUCAUCGCUGGCAGCCAAAAUGGGGGAGUACCGCAAGAUGUGGAACCCCACGGAGCCCCGCAAUUGGGCCCAGCAGUACCGCGAGCGCUUCAUCCCGUUCUCGAAGGAGCAGCUGCUCCGCCUCCUGAUACAGGAAUUCCACUCCGGUGCAGUGGAGAAGGUGGCGCUGGAGGAGUUCUUGGCCCACGUGGACUUCUGCACUUUGUUCCACUACCACCAAAUCCUGAACCGGCUGCAGGCCUUGUAUGACCCCAUCAAUCCUGACAGGGAGACCCUUAACCAGCCUCUGCUAACGGACUCCCAGCGUCUGUCCAACGAGCAGGAAGUGCUUGGCGCGCUGGAGCCCCUGCUGAUCCAAGGCAACUUCUCCGCGCUGUCGGAGGACGCCCUGGCCUACGCUCUCGUCGUUCACCACCCUCAGGACGAGGUCCAGGUGACAGUAAAUUUGGAUCAGUACAUCUACAUGAAGUUCUGGGCCCUGGGCCAGCGAGUUGGGCACAUGCCCCGGAAAUCCAGCGUGGGCUCCAAGCGUGGCUUCUUCACCAAGUCGCCCCCUGCUGAGAGAUUUCCAGGUCCCAGCCCCGAAGCCUCGAACCGUCCGUCCAUCCUGAUAGGCAGAAAGCAUCACACCCACUUCAGUGGCCGAGGGGGUGCGUGGUUUUGGGCGGACAUGUUCGGGCAGCGGCGCAGCGCGCAGGCGCUGGAGCUGGCGCACAUGCUCUACUUCCGCAGCACGUCCAACAACUCGGAGCUGCUCAGCGCCCUGACCCUGCGCGCGCAGGAGGAGCACGCCAAAGAGGCGCUGCUGGCGCGCAGCUUUCUGGCACGGCGGCCAGGGGGCGCGAGCGGCCCGCCGCAAGAGACGUCCCAGUGGCUGCAGUCGGAGGUGGAGAGCUGGCUCCUGGCCCAGUCAGGCUGCGACGUGGCCUUCAACGGAGCUCGGGCCCUGGCCCACCUGCAAGCCCUGACCCCAAGCAUCGGGCUCUACCCUCCCCUGGGUUUCCCCAAACUAGACCAGCUGGCUUCAGUCACUCCUGAGACGCCACAGGCCACACCCCGCCGUGACAAACCCUAA
Messenger RNA from Orycteropus afer afer, 1197 nucleotides. It is a transcript of the gene TMEM143, whose product is annotated as transmembrane protein 143. Gene Ontology annotation, cellular component: mitochondrion. The record is from RefSeq and is a predicted model, not a curated record. The coding region runs from base 1 to 1197 and encodes 398 amino acids. Lineage: Eukaryota; Metazoa; Chordata; Mammalia; Tubulidentata; Orycteropodidae. The transcript has 8 exons.